Messenger RNA from Xenopus laevis (African clawed frog), 4468 nucleotides. It is a transcript of the gene cracd.L, whose product is annotated as capping protein inhibiting regulator of actin dynamics L homeolog. NCBI's taxonomy places the organism in Eukaryota, Metazoa, Chordata, Amphibia, Anura, Pipidae. Gene Ontology annotation, biological process: maintenance of gastrointestinal epithelium; negative regulation of barbed-end actin filament capping. The transcript is spliced from 12 exons. The coding region runs from base 784 to 4230 and encodes 1148 amino acids. The record is from RefSeq and is a predicted model, not a curated record.
UUACUAUUAGUACUGUUGGCUGUUGGGCAGGUGCGUGUGACUGCCCUUAUAUUGCCAUGGGGUGUCAGUGGCUGUAGAGAGAGCAAUAGAGACUGAGCAAUCGAGACUGAGCAAUUGAGACGGUCUGACUGGCAGGCUUGUGAGGGAUAAGCAGGAAGCUACAACUGCAGGACAAAGAGGAAUAUAGCAAGCAGCAUUCCAGCACUCAGCUCUUCUGCAUCAGACAUGGAAAGCGGAUGAGCUGUGCAUCGGUGAGCGGGUGCUGCUGUUACAUGGUACUGCCGGCUGGAUGGCUGUGCUGCUGUGCAGGAGCAUGUGACUGCCCUUACAUUGCCAUGCUGUGGCACCGGCUGUAGAGAGAGAGAUGGAGGCUGUCUGACCGGCAGGCAGUUAAAACUGUGGGACAUACAGAGGAAUAUAAUAAGGAUCCCUGUUCUCAGCUCGUCUGGAUCAGGUUUAUGAUGUGGUCUUGCCCAUGGAAGUUUUUUCAGCACUGCUUCCAACUAUGUAACGGCACCAGCGAUACCUCACUUACAUACCAGACACAGUUAUAUUUCUGCUGACGUGCGACCGCAUUAUAGGACUGUAUUCGCAGAAAAGAAAAGGCCAGGCAAGUUUCAGCCUUUCAAAAAGAUCUUUGGAAAGAAGAAAAAGAAAAAUUCAGCGUUGCCCUUUAAGGAAGGCAAGCUAAAGGCCAGCCGCUCUAUUGGGAAUGUCUGUGUUAAUACAGCCUUCUCCUCUGAUGAAGAAUCCUGUGAUGAUCUAAGGUUCCUCAGCCAUAGUAUGGGAACAAGGUGUUUUUCCCAUGAUAGCAUUUUCAUGCCAGCAGAGCAAGGAGAAGAGGAGCACAGUAUUCAGGCAAUAUCCCAAGAGUACCUUGUUGGAAAUGUAAAGGCUCUCCGGCAACAGUUAUCGGGAAAUAUCCGUUUUGGCGUGAAUCCAGACAGUAUAUCGCGAAAGAGAAUGCAAGGUUUGGGAACAAGCACAGGAGAAAUGAACAGCUCUCACAUCAGCCCCAUGGAGAUCGGAGAUGAACAGGACAAAGAAGUGCAACAAAAGUCUGCUACCGUGCUCACAGGAUCACCCGGUUCUUUCAGCUCCAUGACCAUUAUUGAACUAGAACAUAAAGCAGAGGAGAAGGCGACUCCAAUAAAGCCAUCACGGUCCAAGAGGCCCCUGGCAUCGACUGGCACAAUUGAGUCUAUAAAUCUGGAUGCUGUUCCUCGGUCUGUCGAUCGUCUGGAUAAUACUUUUGCUAAGCAUAAGCUUUCUGUCAAGCCAAAGAACCAGAGGGUGUCAAAGAAGCACAGAGGAAUGUCCGAGGAAUAUCCGAGUAUAGAAGACACAGCGUUUGAAAAUGAAAGUGCUCCCAUAAGAAACUCUCUUGACAAAACCAUGUAUAAUUCCACAGAAAUAUCAAGUCAGAAUUUACAUAAAUCAGAUCAGUCACAGUGGAAAAAGACUGAGGUGCAAUCCUAUGAGAAGGUUCACACAUUAAUUAAAAGUGAAGACGGGAAGGAUAUAAAGAAACUGGGUAAGGAGAAUGUGGAAGAGAAAAAACUGGAGAAAUAUCAGGAACUAAUCAGCCCGAAACACAGAGCUGAAAAUAGAUUUUUAGAUAAAGUAGAAAAAGAUCUGGAGUUGGAAAAACAACGGCAGGAAGAGGAAGAGGAGAGAAAGAGACAAUUAAAAAGGGAGCUUGAAAUCAAAGAGCAACAGCGACUCGAAGAAGAAAGAAGGCGACGUGCUGAACAAAUUCUCCAAGAACUAGAGGAACACAGAAGGCAAGAAGAGUUAAAAUUGCGUGAAAGAGAAGAACAGAAAGCAAUCCAGAAGGCAGAGGAGCAGCGUCAAGAAGAAGAGAGGCGAAGGCGAGAAGAACAAAUUAAAAUAGAGGAGCAAAAACGGCAAGAACUAAAACUUUUAGAGAAGCAGAAUCAGCAAAAGAAAAAAGAUACUGAAACAAAACCGGAGGUGUGUUUUUUAGCUUCAGAUACAAAGCUGAAAGACAAAGAAGCUGCUGAAAAGGAAAAGAUGAUUGUGGAAACAAGUCAAGAUGACGAGAUCCAAAAGAACAAGCAGCAAACACCAACUGAAGACCAGGUAGAAGGGAGAAAUAGUGAAGAGCAACGAUGGAAGGAACUUGACCAGCGGCAAAGACCAUUCACAUUCAAAGUAUCGGCAGGGGAAAAGCAAAUUUUGUUUCAGAGAGUUAACUUAUCUCCUGUUACACCUUCCAAAGAACCAACUGUUUCUCCUGAUUCACAUGGGUCAAAGGAAAAUAAACCUAAUAUAACCACUCAUUCCCUUCCGUCGUCCCUCUGUGUUCCACACACAGCUAUUUUAGUUACUGGUGCACAGCUCUGUGGCACGGCAGUGAACCUUGAUCAAAUUAAGGAUUCUGCAUGUAAGUCAUUGCUGGGUCUCACAGAUGAGAAAAAACAUUUAGAAGACCAAACAGCCAAGAGUGAAAAAGGAAGGCAAGACCCCACAACAAUGACAAGCAGAACAAAGUACACGUCAGAAUCCUUAGACGCACAAUCAGUCUUGAAUGAAUGGACGUCCAUCCGAUCGAAAAUCCUAAGUAAAUCGGAAAAUAUCAGUAUGCUUGAGAAAGCACAAAGAAAUUCACAAUUACAGAGAGAUGACUGGACCGGGAAAGGCAAUGGUGAGCUCCAUAGCAAUUUAAGGAAAACAUUGUCCGCCAGUGCUAAAUUCUCCAUAACUCCAGCUUGGCAGAAAUUUGCUGAAAGUGUAACGUCCCAACAGCUUGAGACGAUGACAACUCAAACAAGUACAGAAACUGUAGCAGCAACAAAGCCAGUGUUGACUAACAAUGCCACUCAGGACAAAUCCCUUGAAGUCAACAGUUCGCGAGAAACAAUCCCUAGUAAACUGAGAAAGCAGGUGACAAGUAAUAAUAGCACAGAAGGCUUUAUAUUUUCAAAAGAUCUUCCAUCCUUUCUUGUUCCCCAUCCUCCUCAUUCUCCCCGUCGAGGGCAGGUUGAGCCACAAACUGGGCUUGACAUGCAAGUGAGCAAUGGAACACAGAAAAAUGAUAAGACUGUACAAAACGGGGAGGAGAAAACGUCUCCAUUUGGAAUCAAGUUGAGAAGAACAAAUUACUCAUUAAGAUUUCAUUCUGAUCCUCUGAAUGACCAAAAGAGAAAAAAGAGGUAUAGUGCGGGUGAUAGUUUUGAUGGCGUGCCAGCGUCAUUCAAUGCAGCAGAUGAAACAGAACCUUCCAAUACAUCUAGAAAAGAACUGUCAGCAUCACCCACAAAAAUAAAGAAAGAUAAUCUUGCGUCCAUCUCCAUGGAUACCUCAAGCAGUCUAACAGAUCUCCAUUCAGUGUCGCCCCCUUUAAUAUCAUCCUCCAGUUCGUACAUCCCUUCACCUAACAAAGGUAGAACUGUGCCUAAAUCACUCUCUGUUGAGAAACCAUGCCUAGCUCCUAAGCCAUCCAGUCCAACUUCAACACCCUCCCUGCUUUCUAAACUUGAUAGAAGUAAUCUGGUUGACCUGUCUGCACAGAAGCUGGAAAAAAGUGACCCAGAUAAAGCGAUGCUGGGAGAAUCCAUGAAAGGGAGUGUGGCACUGCCAUCUUCAAGUCCAGGUAAAAAUGAGGAGCCAGAAUCAAAAGACAAAAAGUGCUAUUUUCCAUCGAUCCAUAUUCCCUGGAGAGAGAAGUCUGAGAAAAGGCCAGAGCAAAUCAGCAAAGAAAGGCCAGCUCUUCAGAGUCGUCAUUCCCUUGAUGGUACCAGACUGAUGGAAAAACCAGAGACAGAGCAGCCUCUCUGGAUAACGUUAGCUCUACAGAAGCAGAAGGGAUUUCGGGAACAGCACACUUACAGGGAAGAUAGAAAACAAGCCAGGGAAACCAAACAGUCAGAAAAGAUCAAUAAAGAAAAUGCCAGUGAGAGCGUCGUAACAGGAGAAUACAGAACCAGGUGUGGUUCCCUGCAAAAGCCAGUGGCCCAAGAAGAGAAGAAAUGUGAAACAGUAGUGACCCGUCUGCAGCGCAGAGAGCAACUUCAAAAAUCAAACACGCUUCCCACAUCUGUCACAGUGGAAAUCACAGAUGGAGUUCAAGUUCCUCCUCUGGCAAAGGAUAUACCGAAGCGAUUUUCUACACCAGAUGCUUCUCCGGUGUCCUCGGAGCCCGCUUGGCUUGCCUUAGCCAAACGGAAAUCAAAAGCCUGGAGUGACUGUCCACAGAUUAUUAAGUAAAUAUCUUGUCCUGGCUAAAUAGAAGCCAAUAAGGUGUCCCUAAGCUGUGUCUGUGGUCUACUGUAUGGAUGUUAUGGCAAAUACAGUAAUAAUAAGUGGUCUGUUCCCGGGCUAUACAGAAAUAAUCAAGCGCAUUUGUGCCUAAUUGUUAUAUUGGUGAAAUGUGAUACUCUGUAUUGGAACAGUAGCAAUGUCCUCCUGUACUGUCUUCUUACACAGUCAUGAUACUUCUUGGGGA